CUGCAGAUGUAUACAAAGCCGGCAGUAAUUGAUGUUAUCCUGGGAAACGUGCCUCCUCCCACCAGCCUUCAUCUUCGGGAAGAUCUUUUUUUUUUUCUUUUUAACUCGAAGCCUUCAGGUGAAAAUAAAGCAACAGCAGUAACGGAGGGGGGGAUGUAGCCUUCUUCAGGGUUAACAUCAGAAGACAAGCUUGUGCGGCUGCGGCCAAUCAGAUGCGCCCCUGCCAGCUAUAAUAUAGUGCGAGAGGCGGCCUGUCUCACAAGCUCUCCAGGCUGGCUACCAUUUAAAAUCAGACUCUUUUUGUCUCUUGAUUGCUGCCUCCCGACCCAACUCCGAUGAGUUCCGCUAUCAGCGACCGGCAGCCUGCCCUCGCAGCCCCUGUCUGGGCCGAGAUCUGCGGAGAGUCCACCGCAGCGGCGGCGGGCAAGGUUAUAUAGGAAGAGAAAGAGCCCAGCAGCGCGCGAGGGAGCGAGCGAGCCGGAGCGAGGCAGCCGAGCGCAAGGCAGGGCGCACACGCACACUGCGCGCACCCGCUCGCGCGCAGACAGACCGCGGGGACAGCGUGGAAGUCACUGGGCUCCAUGGGCGAGAUGCUGCUGCCGGCGAGAUGUCUGCUGGUGGUCCUCGUCUCCUCGCUGCUCGUGUGCUCCGGGCUGGCCUGCGGGCCCGGCAGGGGAUUCGGGAAAAGGCGGCACCCCAAAAAGCUGACCCCUUUAGCCUACAAGCAGUUUAUCCCCAACGUGGCCGAGAAGACCCUGGGGGCCAGCGGCAGAUACGAAGGGAAGAUCUCGAGAAACUCUGAGCGAUUUAAGGAACUCACCCCCAAUUACAACCCCGACAUCAUAUUUAAGGAUGAGGAAAACACUGGAGCCGACCGGCUGAUGACUCAGCGGUGUAAGGACAAGUUAAAUGCCCUGGCCAUUUCGGUGAUGAACCAGUGGCCUGGAGUGAAGCUGCGGGUGACCGAGGGCUGGGAUGAGGAUGGACACCACUCAGAGGAGUCCCUGCACUACGAGGGCCGCGCCGUGGACAUCACCACCUCUGACCGUGACCGCAGCAAGUACGGCAUGCUGGCGCGCCUGGCCGUGGAGGCCGGCUUCGACUGGGUCUACUAUGAGUCCAAGGCGCACAUCCACUGCUCAGUGAAAGCAGACCCCCAGCCCGCGCCGGCGCCGGCCGAGGGCGUGCACUGGUACUCGCGGCUGCUUUACCGGAUUGGCACCUGGCUGUUGGACAGCGAGGCCCUGCACCCCCUGGGCAUGGCGGUGGCGUCCAGCUGAAGCCUGGGCCGGGAGGCGCGCAGGCGGGCGCGGGCGCCGCGGCCAGGUGGAGCGAAGACGCACAGAAAAGCGCAGCGAAUGAGACUUCCAUUAUCCUAAAUAAUAAUAAUAAUAAUAAAGUAGGACGGUCCAAAGUAGACUAUAAGGAAACAAAGACCCCGGGGAGUUUUGUUGUUGUGUUUAGUUUAUAUAUAUAUUUUUUGAAUUUUUGGUUAUUUUUUUCUCAUCUCCUGGCUAUUUAUUUGGUAUGAAUAGAUGUUUUAAAUAAUAUGAACCGGACCUUCAAGAGCCUUAACUAGUUUGUGUCUUGGAUAAUUUAUUAUUAUCAUGUGAACUGUAUCGACGGGGGGGGGGAGAGAUUAUUUUGUGCGGCCAAGCGACCUGCUCGGAGUCUAUUUUUCUACAUGUCCCUGGUCCGGGGCGUCGGGGAACAGAUGUGUGCCCCCAGUCCUCCCUGCCGCGCUCCCGCUUCCCCGCCAGUGUAAACUAAAACGCGCUUCAUGGGGGUCCACAAAUUAUAUUUUUAUACACAGAAUUGUAAAUUAGAUUUUUUUGAGAGAUCAAUACUUAACUGAAUGACAUUUCAUUCUUUGAAAUAGUGUAAAAUAUGAAAUAUAUUAUUUUAAUUUAACUAGUUUCCAAUGUUAACAACCGUUUCCUGUACUGUCUCCGUGGUUUAACACUGGCUUUCAUCAUCUUUAUUUGGGCCACGUUCUUGGAUGCCGAGACUGUUACACACUCACACACACACUUUUUUGGGGGGACAAACUGGAAGAACUCUGUUAUUUUUAACUUCAAAGAGUUUAUUAGAAAAUAAUAUUUUUUAAAAGCGCACAUAGUGAUGAGCCCACGAGGAUGGAGCCUGUAGUUUGUACAGAGAAAAAGGAUGUUUUUGCAUUAAUAAAUUGAGACAUAACUGCUGUAAAUUUACUAAAAUGUAUUUUUGAAUAUUUUGUAAUAGUUUUAUAGAAAUAAAACGUGCCACGCACAGACCGGUUAGUACGUAAUAACUCAGAA
Chinchilla lanigera (long-tailed chinchilla) is the source of this 2297-nucleotide messenger RNA. RefSeq names its product sonic hedgehog (gene Shh). Gene Ontology annotation, biological process: oligodendrocyte differentiation; regulation of gene expression; protein autoprocessing. The record is from RefSeq and is a predicted model, not a curated record. Gene Ontology annotation, molecular function: patched binding; calcium ion binding. NCBI's taxonomy places the organism in Eukaryota, Metazoa, Chordata, Mammalia, Rodentia, Chinchillidae.